This is a messenger RNA of Colossoma macropomum (tambaqui), 4327 nucleotides long. It is a transcript of the gene sh3bp4, whose product is annotated as SH3-domain binding protein 4. The transcript is spliced from 6 exons. Gene Ontology annotation, molecular function: protein binding. The record is from RefSeq and is a predicted model, not a curated record. Gene Ontology annotation, cellular component: cytoplasm. Lineage: Eukaryota; Metazoa; Chordata; Actinopteri; Characiformes; Serrasalmidae. The coding region runs from base 243 to 3134 and encodes 963 amino acids.
CACCGCCGAACCCUCAGAGCUACACUGCUGUGCUCGCCCUGCCUCAGUAACGACUGCGAGCUGCUCUCUCAGUAACUUAUGGGGGAUUUGUCAAAACUGGAAUACAAACGUGAAGACAAAUUCAUGCCGCGUGAAGGAAGAUUCAAACAAACUGUUAUGAAAGACUGCUGAUCACUGUUGCUGUUAGAAGAUAGCAAUGGGAGGAGCGCCUUGACAGAGACGGGAAAGUACAGCAAGAAACCAUGGCUGCCCAUCGAAUUCGCUCAGCAAACAACAAUGCUGCACUUCCUCGCUGCAAGUCUGAGGGAGCGCUCAUUGAUUUGAGUGAAGGGGUUUCAGAAGCCACCCUCACUGAUGUAAAAGUGCCUACCCCUAGUGCCUUACGACUGGAUGCAACUGCCUCAAUUGAAACUGCUAGAGAAGUUAUUGCCAUUAAGGAUUACUGUCCAUCAAACUUCACCACCCUAAAGUUUUCUAAGGGAGACUGCCUCUACGUUCUUGACACAUCUGGUGGAGAAUGGUGGUAUGCUCACAAUAACACUGAGAUGGGUUACAUCCCAGCAGCCUAUGUCCAGCCUAUCAAACAUCGAGACUCUUCAUUCUGCGACAGUGGCAUGAUCGACAGUCUAGGUGACAUUUCUAAGGAUGGAACGAAAGAGCUAGAGCAACGUGAAGAGUGGUCAGGGAUCGUAAAACCUACACCUUCUCAGAAUGGGAAUCCCUUUGUAACUAAGCGGAUGUCUGCCAAUCCUUUCCUAGAUUGUUCUCUGCAAGACACAGCUGAUCAAAACAGUAUCCAGAGUUCGGCAGAUCUCCUUGGUUUUAAAACGCUCUCCUCUCCUGACUCAAAAACCAGCAGCACAGUUAACAUCAACGGCUUUGGAAGUAAUAUAUUUGAUACAAACUGCUUGACACCUAACACAGGGAAAAGCCAAGUUCUCCGGAGAGAAAAUCCGUUUUACAGGAGCAAACGCUGUUACAGCUUGUCAGAGCUGUCUAUUUUGCAGUCCCAGGCAGAUGCACCUCAAGAGUUCUUGAGUUUCUUUGGUGGCUUGAAGUCACCAACACCUGAACAGUUUCAAAGUAGAGAAGAUUUCAAAAAUGCCUGGUUAAACCAUCGGAAGCUCACAAGGUCUUGCCAUAAUCUUGAUUCUAUAGGACAAAACCCUGGCUGGGGUCAAACACAGCCCAUAGAGACCAACAUUGUAUGUAAACUGGACAGUUCAGGUGGUGCUGUCCAGUUACCCAAUACUAGCAUCAGCAUCCAUGUACCCGAAGGCCAUGUUGCAUCAGGUGACACUCAGCAGAUAUCUUUGAAGGCUUUACUGGACCCACCACUGGAGUUAAACAAUGACAAAUGUACAACCGUGAGCCCAGUGGUGGAAGUCAAGCUCAGUAAUAUGGAAACUAAAACCACCAUUACCUUAGAGAUGAAAGUGUCUGUUGUAGUAAAGAUGGAGAGUCGACAAAAGGCGGAAGUAGUCUGCGUCCGGAGUGACUGCAAGGAGGGACCUUAUGUUCCAGUUCCUCAUGCUUAUAUGUAUGGAGAUACAGUCCAAGUAGCCUUGGACAAUUUAGAGCCAUGUAUGUAUGUGUCAGUUGUUGCUCAAGCCCAGGUUGUAGCCCCAUACGCUACAGUGUGGGAGCAUGUUGUAAAGAAGGUUACACUUGGUGUAUAUGGUCCCAAACAUAUCCACCCAUCAUUUAAGACAGUGGUUGCUAUAUUUGGCCAUGACUGUGCACCAAAAACAUUACUAGUAAGCGAGGUUAAAAAGCAGUCUCACUGCACUCCACCAGUGACCCUUCAGCUGUGGGGCAAACACCAGUUUGUCCUUGCAAAGCCGCAAGAUCUUCAAGUUGGUAUGUAUUCCAACAUGUCAAAUUUUGAAGUGAAGGUCAGUGAGCAGGCAAAGGUAGUGAGGGGUUUUCAGCUCAAACUUGGCAAAGUGUCCCGCCUCAUCUACUUGAUAUCUGCCCGUGAUACAGAGAACAUCUCAGACUUCACUUUGCGGGUGCAGGUUAAAGAUGACAAGGACUGCAUCCUUGCCCAGUUCUGUGUUCAGACGCCACCACCUCCACCAAAGGCAGCGACAAGGGGCUCUGUGCAGAGGCGCUUCUUGAAGAAAAAAGAAAUGAACAAAAUUGUCCUCUCUCCUCUUGUGACAAUCGUAAAAUACCCUGUGUUUCAAGACAGACCAGUCAAAAAUAUCAAAUUUGGAAAGUUGCUGAAAACUGUCAUUAGACAGACGAAGAACCCGUAUUUACUGGAGUACCUAAAAGGAGAUGUAGUGGCAAUUUUGAACGAGGAAAAAGUCAAACUUAAGGGGCAUCUGUGGACCAAAGAGUGGUACAUUGCAUACUAUCAUGGCAGGAUAGGACUGGUACAUGCAAAGAACAUUCUUAUAAUGGGAAAGGUCAAACCUGUUAAUUUCAAGGGGGCUGAUUUAACUUCUGCUGCGCUCUUGGACCAAAUCCUAAAGCCCUGCAAAUGUCUCACUUACAUCUAUGCCUCAGUGAGGACUAUUUUGAUGGAAAACGUGGGCAGCUGGAGAGCAUUUGCUGAUGCCCUGGGCUAUGUCAACCUUCCUCUGGCACACUUUUGUCGAACAGAGCCAGAAAGCGAGCCUGAAAAAGUGGCCUCGGUUCUGGAGAGGCUUAAGGAAGACUGCAAUGCAGCUGAGGGAAAAGACAGGAAGUCCUUCCAGAAUGAGCUCAUGACGGCUUUGCUGAAGAUGGACUGUCAGGGUCUGGUGGCUCGGCUGGUCAAGGACUUUGCACUGUUGACCGCAGCAGUGGAGGUGGCCGACCGUUGGAGGGAGCUGGCUGAGAAACUGGCCAAAGUAUCCCGGAAGCAAAUGGAUGCUUAUGAGGCUCCUCACAGAGACAAAGAUGGGGUGGUGGACAGCGAGGCCAUGUGGAAGCCAGCUUAUGACUUCCUGGUGACAUGGGCAGCCCAGAUCGGGGACAGUUACAGGGACGUGCUUCAGGAGCUGCACACAGGACUGGACAAAAUGAAAAACCCCAUCACCAAGCGCUGGAGACACUUGACAGGAACCCUCAUCCUUGUUAACUGCCUGGACCUCUUACGGAGCUCCGCCUUCAGCCCCGCCCCUCAGGACGACUGUGCCAUAUAACCACUAUGUUUUGAAGGUCAAAUGUUUUUGAGGUAAAUUGCUACUCCACACCAAUGAAAACAGACUCACUAAGAAACCACUGGGAUCGAAAUGAACUCCUGGCUGAGCAAAAGCCUCAAAAGUGUUAGUGCUGAAAGUAUUUAAAAUAAACACCUCAAAGAUGGUGUUUCUUUCAUACGUAUGUUUCCGUGAAAAACUGAGAACAACUAAGAUCAAACUACUGACUGAGCGAUCACCUUAAAUGUGUUAAACUGUCUGAAACAAAGAUUUCAAAUAUGGCCUUACCUCUGCAUAAACUUCCAUGUUAUCCCCCCAGAAAAACUCAGUAUGGAAUUAAUACAUUACUUCUAAUAUUUUUGGUGGUUUAAGCCCAACACUAAGCAUGUUUUGGUCCUGAUUGACUAUGAUUAUGUUCCAUUUACACUGUUUAUAUAUAUAUAUAUAUAUAUAUAUAUAUAUAUAUAUAUAUAUAUAUAUAUAGAUAUAGAUAUAUAUACAUACAGAUACUGCUUUAUUUUGUGAAGUUUGAAGAGUCUUCUUGAACAACUGGCCACCUCACACCAAAACCCAGCAAUCACUGUGUUUAUAAGGAUUCAAGUCUCACAUUUAUCAUUGCACAGUUUGUAUAGAAUAUUUUAACUCUUCCUCCUAAGGCUGCACAAUUUGAUACCGUAUUGGUAUUCCUCGUAUAGAAAAGACUGUAAAAAAAGAAAAAAAUGUGCUUGAAACGUGUCAAAACUGUAUUUUAUGUGUACUUUCGUCGGAUAGUUGAAUUCAUAUAUGAACAAUGUUAUAUGAAAACAUUUGAUUUUUGAGAUUUUGUACAUAUUUAAUAACAUUUAACCACCAUUUUAUCAAAGGUGCAUGUUGACUACUGUUUUUCAAGUUCAAAAAGACUUUUGUAAAAUGAGCAUUUCCUAACACUAUGACUGUAUUCUACUACUUAACUGUACUACUUAAUUGUCUUUUAAUAUGUAUGAAUUUGCACCAAAGAAUUAAUUUCGUAUUGUUUUUUAUGUGUAUUUGUUCUUUUUGUAAUGCCAACCAGCUACUGUAUGUUCAAAGUAUUCCCCAAACCGGUUUGUUUGUAACUUUGAUGUUUUUUAAUUCAGUGAGUUAUCGUGCUGUAUGUGUUGCCUCCAAAUCUUGAUUGUUUCAAUUUCGUAAUUUUGUCAUAAAAUAUUUUUAGCAAU